Molecule: messenger RNA, 6723 nt
Organism: Chroicocephalus ridibundus (black-headed gull)
Lineage: Eukaryota; Metazoa; Chordata; Aves; Charadriiformes; Laridae
Gene: ATXN7
Product: ataxin 7
Exons: 13
Coding region: 356-2950 (864 amino acids)
Source: RefSeq, a predicted model, not a curated record
AAAACUCCCGUUUAAUGGCAGCCGCAUCCCAGGGCCGAGCGCGGGUCGCACCCCAGGCUUUCAGGGAGCCAUUCCCAAGGCUGAACCGGGAGGAUCCGUUAAAAAGGAGGCGGCCCCGGGGCUGAGGGACCCUGGGGCCCGGGCGGAAAGGCCUGGGGGCGGGGGGCGCCCAAGGCCCGGGCGUGCCCCGGCAUGACGGGCCCGGGAGCGGGACUGCGGGGUCGGGGCCAGGAUGGAGGCCCGUCUGCGGGAAUUAAUCAGGUACAAGUUAGACAAAGCUUCCAAAAUCUGAACAGAUGAAGAUCAAUUGAUAAAUCAACGCAGCGAUUCACCAUACAUUCAAGCAGCGGAAAGAAUGUCGGCGCGGGCCGCGUGUGACGUCAGGAGGGAGCAGCGCAGCGCGGCGGCGGCCAGGCAGCGGCAGCGGCAGCAGCGGCGGCCCCGCCACGGCGAAGGAGGCGGAGGCGGAGGAGGCGGGAGCGGCGCCGGCCCCGCCGCCACCGCAGCGGCAAUGGCGGCCGUCGGGGAGCGCAGGUCCCUGCCCAGCCCCGAGGCGAUGCUGGGGCAGCCCUGGAGCCACUGGGUCGAUGCUGCUAAACUUCACGGGAACGACGGAACAGCAUUAGAAGAAAGUUUCAAAGAAUACGGAAGAAACCGAGAAGCGAUGCGACUUUGCCGAGAAGAUAUGCCAAUAUUUGGUCUUUGCCCGGCUCAUGAUGAUUUCUAUUUGGUGAUGUGUAACCACUGUAAUCAGGUCGUAAAACCACAGGCAUUUCAAUCACAUUAUGAAAGAAGACACAGCUCCUCCAGCAAGCCGCCUUUGACUCCUCCCUCCUCUUCAGUAUUUUCCCUCAUUCCAUCUUUCCCUUCAAAAAACAAAGGUAGCAGUGGAAGUGGGAGCAAUCGUUCAUCCAGUGGAGGUACUAGUGCACCAUCAUCAAAUUCCAAGUUGUUGAAAUCACCCAAAGACAAGCUGCAGAUCAGCGGAAACAACAGGUUAAUGCAUUCGGUACAGCAUAGCAAAGUUCCCCAUGAUAAAAUUAUGACUCCAUCUGUCAAAGUGGAAAAGAUUCAUCCAAAGAUAGAUGGUGCCCAACUGAAAGCUGCUGUUGGUCCAACUUGUUCUACUACUGUGAGUUCCUCAAUAAAGACUGGCCUUAAUUGUCCCUCAAUACCAAAGCCACCCUUGCCUUCCCCUGGACAGAUACUGAAUGGUAAAGGUCUUCUCUCUGUGCCUCCAUUUUUGGAAAAGAAACCUGAAGAAAAUACAAAUAAUAGGAAAUUUUUACAUAAAAGAUUGUCAGAGAGAGAAUUUGAUCCUGAUAUAUACUGUGGUGUCAUUGAUGUGGAAACCAGGAAACCUUGUACUAGGUCUUUGACAUGCAAGACACAUUCCUUAACCCAGCGGAGGGCUGUACAGGGUCGAAGAAAACGAUUUGAUGUGUUAUUAGCCGAGCACAAAAGCAAAACCAGGGAAAAGGAACUUCUUCGACAUUCGGAUCAUCAUCAGCAGAUGCCCCCUCUCAGGGAACCACAUCCCUCACCUACUAAAACUUCCCAGGAGCUGCACCAAAAUUCUCAUGGAGUUACUCUUACAGAAUCAAAGCCUUUAUUACCUAAUAAACCCAAACCUCACCCCCCCAGUCUUCCAAGGCCUCCAGGCUGUCCAGCCCAGCACAGUGGAAAUGCCCCCAGCGAGUCUCCUUCUGUCCACGAGUCCCCGCACCCUCCCUUGCCUGCAGCUGAGCCAGCAUCUCGGUUAUCCAGUGAUGAGGGAGAAUGUGAUGAAAAAGAAGAGCCUGUUGAAAAACUGGAUUGUCAUUAUUCAGGUCAUCAUCCUCAACCAGCCGCUUUUUGCACAUUUGGUAGUCGGCAAAUUGGAAGAGGUUAUUACGUGUUUGACAAGCGGUGGAACCAUAUUCGAUGUGCACUUGACUUCAUGUUGGAGAAGCAUCUUAAUUCACAGAUGUGGAAGAAAAUUCCCCCAGCAUCUAGCAACACAGCAGCAGUUCGUGCACCACAUCGGACAAACUCGAUGCCUGCUUCACAGUACGGUGUCAGCGCGGCAGGUUUCCUCUUACCCACCACGGUUAUGUCCUCGCCAGCGUUGGUAUCUCCUUCCUGUGUGUCUCUGAAUAAUAAAUCGGUACCAUCACAUGGAACGACACUAAAUGCCAAUCCUGCUACUUUGGGUGCAGUGGAUCCUGUCUGCAGUAUGCAAUCAAGACAAGUGUCUUCGUCCCCUUCAACACCUACAGUGCUUUCCUCUGUACCUUCACCUAUGCCCAGCAAACCUCAGAAAAUGAAAUCCAGCAAAUCUUUUAAACCUAAGGAAUCUUCUGCUGGCAGUGGCACCUGUAACAGUACCGGCAGCGUCAGUAGCAGCGGCGGCUCAGGAAAGAAGCGUAAAAACAGUUCCGCACUGCUAGCACCUUCUCAUUCCACAGAGUCCUUUAGAAAAAACUGUGUGGUUAACUCUGGAAACUCGGGGACCUCCUAUCAUCCCUCGGUGACGGCUUCGUCCCACAGCAUUGGCCUCAACUGUAUGACUAGCAAAGCUAACUCCGUUAGCCUCAAACACGACCAAUCAGGGAGGGGUCCUCCGACUGGAAGCCCUGCAGAAUCCAUAAAGAGGAUGAGUGUGAUGAUGAACAGCAGCGACUCCACGCUCUCCUUGGGGCCGUUUGUUCAUCAGUCCAGCGAGCUGACUGUAAACUCACACAGCAGUUUCUCACAUUCGCAUACUUCCCUUGACAAAUUAAUAGGAAAGAAAAGAAAGUGCUCACCUGGUUCAAGCAGCAUAAACAGCAGCAGCAGCAGCAGCAAAUCAAACAAAGUUGCCAAAUUGACAUCGGUGAACAAUGUUCAUGCAAAACACACUGGUGCAAUCCCAGGGACGCAAGGACUGAUGAACAAUUCUCUUUUUCAUCAGCCGAAGGCACGUCCCUGAUAGCUGAGCGCACCGCGGUGAGAAACCAACUGGACAAUUUUCACUACAAGCAAAACCUCCAUCUGGAUUUCUGGACUCCAAGAUGCCUUGAGUUUUCCCAACUUCCCAUGGUCCUCAGGUGUGGAAAUCUACUGGACUGUCACUUAAACAAGGAAUUUCCCUGAAGCCAUGUCUGUAGCAGCGAAUAUACUAGAAACGGACACUGGAUGAAGUUCAGCCACGUAAUUGCUCUUAUCAGUGUUAAGGGUGGUCUGGACUGUUUGCUACAAACCUGUGAGAUUUUCCUUACAGGGGUACAUCAUCUUGCCACUAUUUGACAAUAGAUUGGUUGGGCAAACGAAUGUUUUCUGGGGGGAAAUAAACGUUACUGUGGACUUAUUUUUAUACUGACGGUGUCUUUUGUAGGUGAUAGCUAACCAGAGAGACACCCUCAACGGAGAGGACCCCGCGACAAGGGGGGAAAAACGUGUGAGGCACAAUGGAAAGAAGCCCUCAAGAAGGGAAAUAUGGCUUUAGUGUUUUUAUAGCAAUGUUCCUUUAAUGGAAUAGAAAAAUAGCACAAUUCAAAAAAUAGUCUGUGUUUUGCCCAGCCUUUUGCAAGUAAUUUGGGAUAAGAAGCUAUCAGGAGUUUAAAAAAAAAAAAACAACAAAACAACCACGAAACAAACUCAACAAAACCCAGAAAAACUUGUUUGAGGCCAUCGCUCAGAAAACAAGUAUAAAAAUGUCGUACUUGCAUGAUACAAAACCUGUUUUCUAUUCUUUUGAAUGAGAUAUGAUUGCAGAAGAAAAUAAAAGUAAAUUUUGUUUUUUAAAAAUAUCCAAAACCAUCAAACGGACAAAGGCAAAAUAACCUCUAAAACUAUAUGCCCAAAGAACGUAUUUAUUGACCUAUACUGUAUACCGUAGGCCUUUGUUAUUUUAAAAAAAUAAACAAUUUUAUUGGUUAAAUUAGGCUGGAUUUGUCUUCCAGCCUGUAAAAAAAAAAAAAAAAAAAAGCCCUUUUAAAACUAAGUAUUUAAAGUAUUUAAGUAUUUUCUAAAAAAUAUAAAAGUCAGUUACUUUAUGCCUUGUUUGUAUGACUAAAUCCUUAACAAGUUAUGCUUUCAACCGCUCAGUAAGAUUUUUUUUUUUUUUUUCCCCCCAAAAUUCUGGAAUAAAGGCCAAUUUGACAGCCGAGUUCACCGCAAAGCGCAGAUUUAUGCAUCAGUCAUCCCACACCUACCCAGCCUUUACCAAUAAAGGGGGCUUUACACAGUUUUAUGUAGUCCAGUCAAUUUUUAUGAACUAUUUUGUCUUGCUUCAAAACACCUCAAAAGUGAAUUCUGCUAAAGGGCUUACCGUAUUGUGAUCUGAUCCGUCUGGAUGUUUUUGUUAAGUUUUUAAACAUCAGGUGAAGUCUCAAAACUGACUAAACUUUUAUUAAGGGGCAAAGCAAAGGAAAAACAAAUUCCUAACCAAGAAGAUAUUAUUUUAUUAUUUUUUUUUUUUUCCUCUGCCUUAAAGGGGCACCAGCUAUUGCUGAGAAGAGACAAUCUGAGCCUGCCCAGUUGUUCGUGGAGCCCAGCCUUCUCCCCAGUUCUGGUGGCAAGUCGUACAUCAGGGAAUCCAAAGCCACUCUGAGUAGCAGUUGCUUUAGUUGUUUACCUGACGAUGCUUUCAGUUUAACCUGAACUUGCUACGAAACCCUUCUUACGCAGCAACACAACAAGAAGCCUCUAUGCAGACACUUUAGCUUUGAGUCCAUACAAAAGAUCCCAUUGAGAAAGCAACGUACUACAGACGCUUAUUAUGCAAACUUUAAAAAAAAAAAAAAAAACAACAAACAAACAAACAAAAAAAACCCAACAAAACAAAAACAAAUAAUAAAUAGACGACUUUCCAGGAACAAAAGGAUUCGUGUUUAAUAAGAUGCCCUGUUGAAAGGAUUGUUAGAACUGCGAUUGGUUUAGCGUUAAAGGAACCAAAGUGAUACGCCACAAAGAGAAAUCAAAGAGUAUUAAAUCCUGCAUGUUCGGAGUGAAAUCCACGCUCUGAUGAAGCCCCUGGGGCAGAGCUUCCACGUCAGGAUAGCGUCACUCACAAGUGCAAUUUGACUCUUGAUAGACACAAAGGUAAAGGAAACACAAAUUUGGCGAGAUUGAACGCUAGCGAGUUUGUGAUCAAACUCUCCUUUUUUCCUUUUUUUUUUUUUUUUUUUUUUUUUUUUUAAGGUUCUGUUGAUCUGAAAGCAUAAAUGGCAAAUUCGUGCUCCUUCGAUAGCGUGCAGACGCGUUAAAAAGUGUAAUUCCUGCUGGCUGCUCGUACGGAGCCAGUGUCUGCCGUCACCCGUGUCCUGCGGGUUUAAGCCAUUGGGAGCCGAGAGGUAGAACAUCCGAAAUCCCGUCUGCCCUUGAGCAUAGACCUGCUUCGAUGUUGUUAUGUUUUAGAUCUUGGUUAUAAGCAGAACAUUGUUCCUGAAGCUUUUAUUGUCACAUAGUUCUUACUGUAAAUAAUUAAGGAAGCUUAAAAUUAAUUUUCCUUGCAAAAUUGAAUUUGCAGUGGCUGGGUUGUUUCUAGACAGAUUUUGGUAUUAAUUUAAGAGAUACAGUUUUUAUAGUCUUUCCAACUUCUCGUUAUGACUCCUGCAGUUUUCUUAACCUAAAAAAUUGCUGCAAUGAUGAACAAAGAAUUAUACAAGAAAAAAAAAAGCAUACUUUUGUAUCUUUAUUUUGGAAUUUCUUGUUCUAUUAUAAAUAUUGAAGUAUCCCUAUUUCAGAAGACAUAUUUUGUUAAUUGAUUGUACAUAUUUAAAUAUGUAUUUUUGCACAGGUCUUUUUUUCUUAUAUCCAGUUUUGGUACAAUUGAGAUCAUCUAGUAUUUAUUUAUUAAUUAAUUAAAAAAAAAAAAAGCAGGAAAAAAAAAAAAAGCAAAUACCUUUUUAUAAUUUGAAGUGGUUCACUGCCAAGCCAAUAGCUAACAUGCCUACUUUGCGACUUUUAAGGGAUGCCUCCGUUUUGUGAAAGCUUGUGUCCCUUUUCACGUCUUGGGGGAGUGGAGACGCGCGAAGCGGCGCCCGGGUCCCGCGCUCGGGUUCUGCUUCUCCUUCUGCCGCCGGAACCCGAGCGUGGGACCGGAGCCGAACUGGUCCAUCCGGCAUCGCUUAUCCACUUGCCUGAUUCCCAGAGGACUACAUUUAGUGAAGUGACACACUGCUUCUCUCUCUCUCUCUCUCUUUUUUUUUUUUUUUUUCCCCUAGUGUUUGUGUGCGUGUGCGUGCGCAUUCGUGUGGGUCUCAUGUGGUUUAAAAACUAACGGAAAAACUGAAAGUGCCUGAUAUAACUAGUUUUAAGCUUGGACUGUUUAGACAGCUUCUCCUUAAAAGACUUGAAUGUUCAGUUGAAAUUUUGGAGCUUGCUUUUUCCACCGAUAUAUAAUAUAUGUGUGCGCGUAUAUACGUAUGUGUGCGUGUACAUGUAUAUACACAUACAUAUAUAUAUAUAUAGUCUGAAAUUAAUGAGAUGGGUUGACAAACGAAAGCGAAUGAUGCUGGUAGCUUUUGUAAAAUCUUUUAAUUAGAGUACCUUGUGUUGGAACGAUCCCAUCAUAUUUAAUACAACGCCGAAAUAUGGUUUUAACCAGCAGUUUAUUGAACUGCCUCAUUUUGGGAAGGGAGGGGUAUUAAUUCAUACAUGAAAUAAUUUAGAAAACGUUCGAAAUAGUCGGUAUUCCAGGAAAAAACAAACAAACAAACAAAAAAACCCGAGUAAGUACCUCUUAAAACCAUUAGAAAA